Molecule: messenger RNA, 1869 nt
Organism: Perkinsus marinus ATCC 50983
Lineage: Eukaryota; Perkinsozoa; Perkinsida; Perkinsidae
Exons: 20
Coding region: 1-1869 (622 amino acids)
Molecular function (GO): ATP hydrolysis activity; ATP binding
Source: RefSeq, a predicted model, not a curated record
AUGCGCGGAGACACGGUGUUGGAGCUCUGUGGGGUCUCGACGGAGUCUUGCAGCUUUUGUGACGCAUAUGAGCUCACUCGACGGAGAUCUACCAUGCGUUGCGUCUCUCAAUGGAUCCGCAAAUUCUGUGGGAAUUCAUCUGCGACAGAGGUUGAGGAAUACGGUUUCAAUGAGCUGUGGAAGAAAUAUGAGGGCUGCUCUAUGGAUAUGCUAGAGAGUAUCGUUGAGGACCUCUCCAGUAUGGAGGACGCGAAGCGAGUCAUCGUGAUUCGAGACCCGAUGGCAUGUAUGCGAACUGUAGAUGAUGCUGCUGCUGUGGCCUCGGGGGGUGACGCUGAUGUAGAUGGAGAUGAUGAAGAUUGGGGGGAAGAACAGUCGCUGGCUCGUAAAUCACUGGACUCAACGCUCGGCCUAGUUUUGUGGCUCGCUAGGAGUGUUCCUAUAGGAGUGAGAAUCGUCCUGUUGGUGCCUUCUGGAGCUACCACGGACAUGUUCGGAGAGUUCUGCGGAGUCAUGCGUCUGACUGUUGGAGAGGUCCGUGAUCUCUCUGGUUCUACCAGUGAGCUGCCGAUAAAUCCUUCCGGACCAUUGGUGGGGUUACUUGCUCAUCAUCGAGCCAGUCGUAGCUUGCCCCAUACCCGAGGCGGUCUGAUAUGUGUCAGUGGCCCUAGUGGCAGUGGGAAGACGGACGAGUUGAGGAGGCUGAGAGCGUCUGUGUCCUCUGGGAAAGCUAUUGAAGUACGCAUCGCGGACGUUGUGGCUGCAGAACUGGGUGAAUCUCAAAGGCGACUACGCAAGAUUUAUAGCGAACUAGCCUCUUGUUCGCGGUUCUCUCCGACUGUUCCGGCGGUCGCGAUGUUCGAUGAUUGCGAUUUGUGGGUGACUAGCGCUGGAAGAGUGAUGGGGGAGAUCCUCUCGCAAUGGACUGCUCUGCUUGAUGUGCACAAGGAGGAUGUUUGGACGGUGAGUUUCUUGGCCAACCGAGUGACUGAUGAUCGUAUUGAGAACUUCGGUCAAGCUAAGCGCACCUUGCAGAAGAGACUUUCGGAAUUCUCGGAAUCCCCUCAAGAUGAGGAUAUCAGGAAUGAGUUUAAGUCAGAGGCAUCGCCUGCUAAGAAGGCCAAGAAGGAUAUUCCGGAAGGCGUUCCUAAGAGUGUCUAUAGACAAAUGAAGGAGUUCUUGCCCACUUUUGAUGCGCAUGUAUCCAAGGUUGAGAAGAUCUUUGAUCUCAGUCGGGAGCUAUUCACGAAGGAACUGCUUAGCAAGGCGGAUGUGCAGAAGAGCGAUCUGGCGUGGGAGUUAUGCGAGUGGUUGAAGCAGGGAGCCCGAGUUGGUCAUAAGUGUACGAAGCCGAAUAUGGAUCCUGUGUUCUCUUCCCGAAUCAUCCUUGACCUUGGCCGACAGUUUACGACUUGCCCUGUAGCCACCCGCACAUACAAGGUCCACGACUUCGCCUCGCGUCUUGUCAUCGUUAUCGGUCUCCUUCGCCUCUUCCAGUUACGUCGAGAGAAUCGUCUCUCAUUCGAUGAGACCAACACUUGGGGAGUUCCCGUCCCGCUCGCAAACUCCCUGUGGUACAUCUUCAACGGUGAGAACCCGAGCGUGAAGAGAAUGUCUGUGACCAGCAACUACAAGCUCUGCUGCUACUUGAUUAUCUCGAUACUGGCACUAGCACAGGCUCCGGCUUGGUCGUUCGAGUUCUGUCACCUUUGCGAGGACGUCCCCACUAUGAAGGAUAAGGAGCUCUUCCAGACUCUGUGCUUCUGUGGCAUCAAGGUGUCGGGAGGGAUGGAGAAGCUUCGAGGGAAGUUGACGGCACCGUUACGCCCGAUAAUGUUGAAUCAAGGUGGGGCUAGACGGAGGCCUUGA